Molecule: messenger RNA, 1434 nt
Organism: Klebsormidium nitens
Lineage: Eukaryota; Viridiplantae; Streptophyta; Klebsormidiophyceae; Klebsormidiales; Klebsormidiaceae
Source: the annotation of a GenBank genome assembly
AAACCUCUUAUCCGUCCGAUCCAUCGAUAGCGCCUUCACACUCACACAGAGCGCAUCUUCACACUCGCCACCGUCUGCAAAGGAAAGAGUUUGAGGCCCAGCCUCAUCAGCCUUGGCUCUAGCCUCGUGAGCAGGAAGGUGCAAUUUGCAAGCGGCUUGCAAGCAAGCUGGAUUGUCAAUAGUCACCAAUUGAGUACAAAUUGAGACAAAGUGGCUUGGUUUAGAAUCGCUUAUCUCAUCGGUUGAAGUUGUUGAUUGAUCAGGGGCUGUUUCGGUCUGCAGCGGCAGCGCUCUUAGGGAAUUACAGCAAGCAGCCAUGGCGCGAUACGAUCGUGCCAUCACUGUCUUCUCUCCUGAUGGCCACCUGUUUCAGGUAGAGUAUGCGCUGGAAGCAGUCAAAAAGGGAACCACGGCGGUAGGGGUGAGGGGCAAGGACACCAUAGUCCUGGGUGUGGAGAAGAAAUCAACCGUCAAGCUCCAAGACCCCAGAACGGUGCGCAAGAUCCACAAACUGGAUGAGCAUGUGUGCCUGGCUUUUGCUGGCCUUACAGCGGACGCUCGUGUGCUCGUGAACCGAGCUCGGGUGGCAUGUCAGAGCCAUCGGUUGACCCUGGAGGAUCCUGUGACGGUUGAGUACAUCACGCGGUACAUAGCAGGAGUACAACAGAGAUACACACAGAGCGGAGGGGUGCGGCCUUUUGGAAUCUCCACCCUGAUUGUUGGCUUCGACCCGCACACCCAUACGCCACAGCUCUAUCAGACGGAUCCCUCAGGAACAUACUCCGCUUGGAAGGCAAACGCGACGGGGCGCAACUCCAAGACGGUCCGGGAGUUCCUGGAGAAGAACUACGAGGAGACGUCCGGCGAGGCCACCAUCAAGUUGGCGGUGCGGGCGCUCCUGGAGACUGUGGAGAGCGGGGGGAAGAACAUCGAGAUUGCCGUCAUGACAAGAGACAAGGGUUUGACGAUACUCGACGAGGCGCAAGUAGAGGCGAUUGUGGCCGCCAUUGAAGAGGAGAAGGCAGAGAGCGAGAAGAACAAGGGCAAGGGGGCUCAACAAGCUAAGAAGAAGGUAGAGGAAACCCCUGCAACGCCCCCCGAGAUUGAGUGAUCAGAUGCGCGACUGCGAUGAGCCCCACUGACUUUUGCCUUCUUUCUUGAGAGGCGGAACUUUCUUUCUUUAUGCAAGUCAAGAGCUGAGUCAAACGCGCUGGGCGUGAAUCCAGAAGUUGGAUUUUCUGUGUUCAUUGGUGCAUUUGUACGCUCGAUGAUGAUUGAAAUCCGCAAACUUCAAGUCGAAGACUGUCGUGUCAGGGGUUGUAUGAUGCAGCCAAUAGAUUAGGCCACCAGCUCCUCUUCUCGUUGCUACGAAGUGAAUGUGAAAGAGCGCUCAUCUUGUCUCUCAGGAGUCGUACAGCUCCUCAAUAAGUCAGA